AUGUUUGCCAUGGAUUUGCAAACGCAACUAAGCAGUGAGCCAACUAUAAAAGAUGUUGAUAUUCAACAACAGUUUUAUAGAACAUCUCCUGCUGAAGUUCGUUUGUCAAUUGUUAAGCAAGUGACUAAUCAAUUGGAGUUUUACAUUUAUUCCAAUGUUUCUAUUACCCAUAUUUGGUUGAAUAUUGAAGACUUUUUCAGUCAAAAAAGCAAGUUCCCAAGAGAAUAUCGUGAAGCUGCCUAUGCAUUAUUAAAAAAAUAUGUAUCAACUCAACUAAAUUUGAGUGUUGUUGAAAGAUUCAUUUUCUUUAAGACCAUUGAAGGUGACAGCAAUGAUAAUACCGAAAUUGGUGCUAGAUUACAAGCACUCUCUGUCCUAACGGACUCUGGUCACAAUAUUACUGGUAUCGAAAAUAACGUGUGCCCUUUAUUGGCAACAUGGUUACAGGCUUGUCAUGAUCAACUUAACAUGAGUAACGUGAAAAGCAAGCCGUCUUGUCAAAAGAAAUAUUUGAAGUUAUCACACAGUAUAUUUUGUUACGCAGCAAACCUGAUAAAGUUUCAGUUUUCCACGAUUAAAGACGAAUAUGCGCAACUGUUAGUUGACGUUAUUAUACAUAUCUGCAACACUACUACUACACAGGAAGUUAUCUUGGAUGGUUUAAAAAUUUUAGAUGCUACAAUUCGGUAUUGUUUUGUUCCUAAGGCAUGCAUUCCAGACCUUGUAGUCUUGUUAUGCAGUACGUAUGUCGGCAGUUUAUCAUAUACAAAGCAAAGUAAAAUUGCAUCGGAAAAUUUACUGCGAAGCCAUUUUUUCAAUGUUGCUUUGGAUACUCUCUUUCGAAUUUUGCGAGACCAUGACACCUCAGCCAUCUCAAUUAGAGGAGCUGUUUGCAUUGUUCGUUAUACCUCUCUCCACGAAAGUCGUUUUGAUUUUGCUGUAAUCAAUGCUAAUUCCGCGAUCAGCAUCCUUCUCACCUCUUUAAAUUUCGACGAAUUUACUGACUUAGAGAUUGUUGGUACUGUUUAUGCUUUUCUAAAAAAUGAAGCUAUUACAAAGGCCUUCGACCAUUACGCUUGGAAUGGAAUAUUCGAAAUUCUAAUAGCUUGUACUCGUUACUUGCCAUUUUCGUCAACGGGUACGAAAGAAAAACUGAAGUCUUAUAGUACCACAGCGUCGUUACUUCAUCUUUAUGAAUUAAUUUUGGAAUCUGUCGAGCUUAUAUUUUCCCCUACUAUGCUAUUACAGUUAAAUGUGCCACUUUUUAACUUUUAUUCCGCUAUUUAUCCGGUGCUUAAGACGACCCAAAUAUCUCAUAUCCUUUCUUUGUAUACUACUCAACAUGUUGGCCAUCCUCUUAAUAGCCACUGGAUUGAAAAUUUAAUAUUCUUGCGAGAUCACAUCCUUUAUAAUAGCCAGAAUGAUGAAUUGUCACUUCAGGCUAUGCAAAUUAUUGUUGACAUAUGCUCUUACCUUGAUGAAAACAGUGUAAUCGACUUUAAAGAAACAGUAUUCAGGGAAAUACUCGAACAUCUUGUUUCUGAAGAACGCAAUAACAUUGCAAGCUUAAUAGUCAACGUCUAUUAUUAUCUAUAUGUCAAAUUUAAGGUAUUUCACUUCGAGGACCUUGUUAAUUUCUCAAAAACCAUGAUUAAUGGAGCUUCCACCGAGCACGUUGCGCUGAUUGGUACGAGCCUUCUUAUGAAAUUGUUUUACUACAAUUAUGACCAUCAAAAUAUUGAUAGUCUCAAAAUUGUGUUUGAAGAGAUAAUGGUUAUAGCUCAGUCUCAGAACUUACUAUGUUCUUGUCGACUUCUCUGUUUUCGACUUCUUUGCAGGAUAAGGGCAGAUGUCGCGGGUGUUAUUUAUAUAAAUGAUUCAAGCCAGGCAAAAAAUGAAAGUCAUUCCGGAGAAGAAAAGGAAGAAGAUAACCUACCCAAUUUGUGCUAUAUCUCUUCGUCCGUGAUAGAUGGAACCAAGCCUCGUAUACACAGAUGGGGGAGACCCAAAUUAAAAAGACUCGUGUCUAUAGAGUCCAAGGACGAAGAUGUAGCACUUUUUCCUUCCUCUUGGUUACUACAGAUUUACAAAAACAUCAUUCUUCACGAGAUUGACUGGAGAGUAUUCGAAUACCUCACUUUAAAUCUCUCUGAACAGCUGAUAAAUCGUUCUCUUUUUGAAAAUUCCUGUUAUCAGAAAUGGAGCCUUGCUUGUAAGGUUUGUAUUCACGCCUUGCGUAUAUCUUGUUAUGAGUUCCCUACAUCAAUUAGUAAACUGCUUUCUGCUAUUCUGAUGCACUUAUCACGGUUAAUUACAAAUUCUGUAUUGAGUGUUCAUAUCCUAGAGUUUCUUUGCAGCCUGGCGCAGUUGGAUAAGCUUGUAAGCAACUUUACAGAUGCUGACUAUCGACAAGUUUUCGGUGUCGCACUGAAGUAUAUACAGCACUUCAGUUCCUCAAAGAAUGAUGCAAAUGCACACGAUACCAUGAAGAAGUCACAUUCUGCGUAUGUACUAGCAUUGGCAUACAAUGUACUUCAAAUUUGGUUUCUCGUUCUCCGUUUGAAUGAGAGAAAGAAGUACGUUCCAUUUAUUAUUCGAGGAUUAAAGCUCGCCUCCGAAAACACUACAAUUGAUGACUUAAGUCUUGUUCAGUACGAUAUGAUGCAGCAGUUUUGUUACUCAAAUACUUCCAUUCAUAACUACGCUUCAACCCCUACCGAUGAUAAAACGGAAAGCAAAACCUGGGUCAGAGGAAACACAUUACUAACUAUACGGUCUAUUUGUGGCUCUGGCAUAAUGGAUAUUAUCGUUCGUCGACCAACAGGCACGAUGCAAUAUACUUUAUACAACAAAACCAAUUCUCGUCAAGAUAUGCUGCGUUCACAAAUGUACAGCUCACAAACUAGCCUUCCUGAUGAUUUUUCCUUCUGUUAUCCAAGCGCUGUGUUGGCAUACUUUACUAACUCAAACGGCAUCUCUGCAACGUCACGUCCUUUGGCCCUCGCGAAUGACGAUGCCGUUCGACGAGCUAUUUCUGUUUUUGAUCGUAUUCCCGUUAUUGAAUCUCAUAAAGCCGGCCUCGUUUAUGUUGGUUAUGAACAAACGAAUGAAGCAGACAUUCUUUCAAAUAACAGAACAUCUAAAAACUUUGAUUUGUUUCUCCAAAAACUAGGCAAUGUUUGUGAGUUAAAGUCUAAAAAUGGAAUAUUUGCUGGAGGAUUGGAUCGUGAAAACGAUAUUGAUGGAAAGUUUGCAUACUACUGGCGCAACAGAAUUGUACAGUUAAUUUAUCACUGUACUACCUUAAUGCCAACCAAUCUAGAACGCGAUCCGCAAUGUACUUUGAAGAAACGUCACAUCGGAAAUGACUUUGUUAGCAUAAUAUUUAACGAGUCAGGGGUCGACUAUGAUUUCAACACAAUACCUGGACAGUUCAAUUUUGUUAAUAUCGUUAUAUCUCCGGUAUCUAAACCAAGCGGUGCAAGCAGCGCUAAUUCAGAAUUUUAUAAAGUGCAGGUGUUAACUCGUCAAGAAGGCUCAGACUUCAGUCCGUUUAUUGUUCCAAAGGUUAUAUCUGCAGAUGCUCUUCCAUUGAUUGUUAGAGAUACUACACUGAACGCGGCCAUAUUUUCACACAUCUACCAUGAAGGUGCUGGGGAAUAUGUGCAUAUAUGGGUUGAGCGUCUGCGACAAAUUCAACGUUUGCAUAAGAGAGCAAGAGAAUCACUACAGCAAACAUUGGGCAAAAGUACAUCACCAGAAACAACUGCCGCCUUAGAAUACUCAUUAGAAGAUAUUAUGGUUGACUUUACCACCUUCCUCUGA
Schizosaccharomyces japonicus yFS275 is the source of this 3825-nucleotide messenger RNA. RefSeq names its product tuberin. Gene Ontology annotation, cellular component: nucleus; TSC1-TSC2 complex. Gene Ontology annotation, molecular function: GTPase activator activity. Lineage: Eukaryota; Fungi; Ascomycota; Schizosaccharomycetes; Schizosaccharomycetales; Schizosaccharomycetaceae. The transcript has 2 exons. Gene Ontology annotation, biological process: negative regulation of TORC1 signaling; regulation of small GTPase mediated signal transduction; positive regulation of L-leucine import across plasma membrane. Bases 1 to 3825 code for a protein of 1274 amino acids. The record is from RefSeq and is a predicted model, not a curated record.